AUGUACUCACCGCUGACCUCUCAACAUCUGAUGAAGGAUGUCCUACGUUUUUUAAUAAUCAGCUUACUAACAUCUACAGUAACAAUGAGCGAAGAUGACUACGAUCCCAAGAGCUGUGGACUUCCUACAGAUGAGUAUAUGCCACCUACGGUCAUGUCCUACGGGACAACUUCGCAGAGUAGAGGCAGACAUUGGUGUUUAGAAUCCAAUCUCGGAUCACGUAGGCUGGCUCUGAAUAAAGCUGCCAUGUAG
Molecule: messenger RNA, 252 nt
Organism: Necator americanus (New World hookworm)
Lineage: Eukaryota; Metazoa; Nematoda; Chromadorea; Rhabditida; Ancylostomatidae
Exons: 3
Coding region: 1-252 (83 amino acids)
Source: RefSeq, a predicted model, not a curated record